AUGCAAAUGAUGUCACAACGAUUCACUCAAGGUUUUGAUGCCAGAGAGGAAAGCAUACAGUCGGCGCUAGAAUCUAUAAAUGCACGUUUAAAUGCUCCACACCAGAUCAAGAGUAGAAUCACUGAAAUUUCGGAAACACUCCGUGUCAAUGACGCCACGUUGCGGUCUUCUGCCUCCAAAGAUACCGGCUUCAUUGAUGAAGCAGAUGCCUUGAGUCUCAAAAAGUACCUUGAUAGAUGCCAAGAUGGUCUAGAAAGUCUAGUAGCCGUGUUAAAUAGUAAUCUAGAGGACAUUCAACUGCUAGCGGCGGUUAUUGAUUCGUAG
This is a messenger RNA of Angiostrongylus costaricensis, 324 nucleotides long. The record is from the annotation of a GenBank genome assembly. NCBI's taxonomy places the organism in Eukaryota, Metazoa, Nematoda, Chromadorea, Rhabditida, Metastrongylidae.